Choloepus didactylus (southern two-toed sloth) is the source of this 1964-nucleotide messenger RNA. It is a transcript of the gene INHBB, whose product is annotated as inhibin subunit beta B. Bases 78 to 1301 code for a protein of 407 amino acids. Gene Ontology annotation, cellular component: extracellular region. Gene Ontology annotation, molecular function: cytokine activity; growth factor activity. NCBI's taxonomy places the organism in Eukaryota, Metazoa, Chordata, Mammalia, Pilosa, Megalonychidae. The transcript has 2 exons. Gene Ontology annotation, biological process: SMAD protein signal transduction; BMP signaling pathway. The record is from RefSeq and is a predicted model, not a curated record.
GGAGCGGGAGUCCGGCUCUGCGCUCGGUUCGGCUCGGCUCGCCUCGCGGCGGGCGUCCUAGUCGCCAGCGACACACCAUGGACGGGCUGCCCGGUCGGGCGCUGGGGGCCGCCUGCCUUCUGCUGCUGGCGGCCGGCUGGCUGGGGCCCGAGGCCUGGGGCUCGCCCACGCCCCCGCCGUCGCCUGCCGCGCCGCCCCCGCCCCCACCGCCCGGAGUCCCCGGCGGGCCGCAGGACACCUGCACGUCGUGCGGCGGCUUCCGGAGGCCCGAGGAGCGGGGCCGGGUGGACGGUGACUUCCUGGAGGCGGUGAAGCGGCACAUCUUGAGCCGCUUGCAGAUGCGGGACCGGCCCAACAUCACGCACGCCGUGCCCAGAGCGGCCUUGGUCACGGCCCUGCGCAAGCUCCACGCGGGCAAGGUGCGCGAGGACGGCCGCGUGGAGAUCCCGCACCUCGACGGCCACGCCAGCCCGGGCGCCGACGGCCAGGAGCGCGUGUCCGAGAUCAUCAGUUUCGCUGAGACAGAUGGCCUUGCCUCCUCCCGGGUCCGCCUGUACUUCUUCAUCUCCAACGAAGGCAACCAGAACCUGUUCGUGGUGCAGGCCAGCCUGUGGCUCUACCUGAAACUGCUGCCAUACGUCCUGGAGAAGGGCGGCCGGCGGAAGGUGCGGGUCAAGGUGCACUUCCAGGAGCAGGGCCGUGGCGACAGGUGGAACGUGGUGGAGAAGAAGGUGGAGCUCAAGCGCAGCGGCUGGCACACCUUCCCGGUCACUGAGGCCAUCCAGGUGCUGUUUGAGCGGGGCGAGCGGCGACUCAUCCUGGACGUGCAGUGUGACGGCUGCCGGGAGCUGGCCGUGGUGCCCGUGUUCGUGGACCCCGGCGAGGAGUCACACCGGCCCUUCGUGGUGGUGCAGGCUCGGCCGGGUGACAGCAGGCACCGCAUCCGCAAGCGGGGCCUGGAAUGCGACGGCCGGACCAACCUCUGCUGCAGGCAACAGUUCUUCAUCGACUUCCGUCUCAUCGGGUGGAACGACUGGAUCAUCGCGCCCACCGGCUACUAUGGGAACUACUGUGAGGGCAGCUGCCCGGCCUACCUGGCAGGCAUCCCCGGCUCCGCUUCCUCCUUCCACACGGCAGUGGUGAACCAGUACCGCAUGCGGGGCCUGAACCCCGGCCCCGUCAACUCCUGCUGCAUCCCUACCAAGCUCAGCUCCAUGUCCAUGCUUUACUUCGAUGACGAGUACAACAUCGUGAAGCGGGACGUGCCCAACAUGAUUGUGGACGAGUGCGGCUGCGCCUGACAGCCGGGUGGAAGGGGCGCGGGGCUGGGGGCAUGCAGCGGGCAGGGGCACCGUCGUUCUGCAGGGGCUGCAGCCGAGGGGUCCGGGGUGAGGCCCGACGCGUCCUUCCAGAGUGAGAACCUUCCACUGACUCGACAUACUUUAAAACGCGCACGUAGACAUGCACAGCCAGAUGCAUCCCAUCCUGCCACCCACACAGCAGCCUCCAGGAAACCAGCAAGUGGAUGCGGUGAUAUGUGGCAGCUUUGCUACCGAGGCCCGUCAGCCGGAGCCAAUGGGGCGAGCAGCCACCCUGCCCGCCGGCUGGUCCAGCCACUCUGAGUCGCACCUUCUGCGCCCAUGUGAAGGCACAGAGACAGAGCAAGGGCCGCUGAGAGGGAAAGGAAAUGUGGGGGCAGGGGGCGUGCGGGCUGGCGGGAGGGCUGCGUGUCCCACUUGCCUUGUACCGGGCCUGUUCUGCCUUGGGGUCUCCUGGCACCGAGGUGUCCGCUUCUGCCCCUGCCUGGGCUCUCUCACACUGUGAGACCCGGGCAGCCUGUCUUUUCUCUGCCCUUGGAGAGAGAGAGGACCGGAAUGGACACAGCCUACCAGAGCCCGUGGAGCAGGGGCAGUGACCGUUUGACUGUUGCUUGGGGCCCUGACAUGACUUAUAUGUGUGUUUGU